Messenger RNA from Truncatella angustata, 1386 nucleotides. Its product is annotated as amidohydrolase. The coding region runs from base 1 to 1386 and encodes 461 amino acids. Gene Ontology annotation, molecular function: hydrolase activity, acting on carbon-nitrogen (but not peptide) bonds. NCBI's taxonomy places the organism in Eukaryota, Fungi, Ascomycota, Sordariomycetes, Amphisphaeriales, Sporocadaceae. The record is from RefSeq and is a predicted model, not a curated record. The transcript has a single exon.
AUGGACGCUACCAGUGAUGAUAUAUCACUAGAAAAGCAACUGGAUGCGGACCCGGAGAAGCUUAUCAAGCCGUGGAAACUUCCCCCUCGGAAGUCAUACGUCUUCACCAACGCCACCGUGGUUGAUCCUGUUGCAGGCAGCCUCAUCCGUAACGCCUGGGUCAAGAUCUCCGAUGGGCUGAUCGUGUAUGUCAAAUACUCUCACGGACCAUCGCCACUGGUCGAGGUCGAGGUCGAAGAGGGAAGUACCAUCAUAGACUGCACCGGGCUGUAUCUCUGUCCGGGUCUCAUAGACGCGCACGUGCAUCUCACGGCGGUUCCGGGCUCGGCGUCCCUGGACGGCAGCAUGGGCGACGAUGCGGCCGUGAGCCAUUUCCGACAGCCCUACGUGGCCAGCCAGAGCCUGAAGCGCGGCUUCACAAGCUUGCGCGACUGCGGCGGUGCGACGCUGGCCCUCAAGGAGGCCAUCGCCGACAACGUGUUCCCGGGCCCGCGGCUGUUCAUCGCCAACCGGGCACUGAGCCAGACCGGCGGACAUGGCGACCGCCGGGGCCCGCACAACAAAUCCGCGCCCUCAUGCUGCGGCGGCCUCAGCGUCGUGGUCGACGGCGUGGACGAGUGCAUCCGGGCGGCGCGGGAGCAGCUCCGCACCGGCGCCGACUUCGUCAAGAUCAUGGUGGGCGGAGGCGUCGCGAGCCCGAGCGACCGGCUCAGUAAUACGCAGUUCACGUCGGCGGAGAUCCGGGCCAUCGUCGAGGUCGCCGAGUCCUACGGCACCUUUGUCACGGCGCACGCGUACACGCCGCGCGCGAUACGGCACGCCGUGUCCGCCGGCGUCCGCGGCAUCGAGCACGGCAACCUCGUCGACGCCGACGCCGCCCGCCUCAUGGCCGAGCGCGGCGUCUGGCUCACCCCCACCCUCGUCACCUACGAGGCCAUGGCCGACGCCGACAAGUACGCGGGCUUCCUCCCGCCUGAGAACGCCGCCAAGAACAGGGAGGUCCUGGAGAAGGGGCUCGAGAGCCUGCGCAUCGCGCGCGAUGCCGGCGUCAAGAUGUGCUAUGGCAGCGACCUCCUGGGCCCGCUGACGGCCGAGCAGAGCGGGGAGUUCGCGAUUCGGAGGAGAGCGCUGGGAAAUGUCGAGGUCCUGAGGGCAGCGACGGUCAAUCCCGCCGAGAUGCUGGGCCAGGAAGAGUUUCUGGGCCAGAUAAGAGACGGGUUUGCGGCAGAUCUGCUGGUAUUGAAUGUCGAUCCGCUGGAGGACAUCACGGUCCUGGCGACGCCACAGAAGCACCUAUUAGCUGUCGUCAAGGACGGCAGGGUCUGGGAAAGUCGGUGGAGGGCGUUGCCUGUUGAUGUCAGGGAGCCGAGUGAUUGGAUUCAGUAG